AUGCUGGAGCCGAUCCUGCACCAAGGUCGGACUGGACCGGCCAUGCUGGGCUUUGCCCCGCGGACCGCGACCGACGAACGUGCAGGAAGCAGCCCCGUCGCGCUUCUUACAGUUGGUGCAGGGGUAAAUGCGAUCACAUUUGAGCCUGUGCGAAUUAGUCUUGGCGCGAAGAACUCCCACUGCUUCGGGGAACAAGCUUACUUGCGAUAUCUGCAAGCCGUGCACGAGAACUGGACCCGCGUUCUCUUCUUCGGCGCUGGACCGGCCUCCCCACCCAGCGGGUCGUGA
Penicillium argentinense is the source of this 288-nucleotide messenger RNA. RefSeq lists its product as uncharacterized. Lineage: Eukaryota; Fungi; Ascomycota; Eurotiomycetes; Eurotiales; Aspergillaceae. The record is from RefSeq and is a predicted model, not a curated record. The transcript has a single exon. The coding region runs from base 1 to 288 and encodes 95 amino acids.